Carassius carassius (crucian carp) is the source of this 863-nucleotide messenger RNA. Its product is annotated as C3a anaphylatoxin chemotactic receptor-like. The record is from RefSeq and is a predicted model, not a curated record. Bases 1 to 723 code for a protein of 240 amino acids. NCBI's taxonomy places the organism in Eukaryota, Metazoa, Chordata, Actinopteri, Cypriniformes, Cyprinidae. Gene Ontology annotation, cellular component: plasma membrane. Gene Ontology annotation, molecular function: complement component C5a receptor activity; G protein-coupled receptor activity. The transcript has 2 exons. Gene Ontology annotation, biological process: phospholipase C-activating G protein-coupled receptor signaling pathway; positive regulation of cytosolic calcium ion concentration; complement receptor mediated signaling pathway.
AUGAUGUUUCACAGCGCAACCAUGUUUGAAAUGUUGGUAAAGCCUGAUGACGUCAUAAAUUUGAAGAAGUGGUAUAAAGUCUUGAACAUUAGAGAAGAAAUCAUUUGCCAGGAUAACUGUGAAUCGAAUCAUAACACUAAUCAUCGCAGCUUGUUCAUCGCACGACUGUCCUGUGUAUCGGUUUGGAUUCUGGCUUCAAUUCUCAGUCUGCCUUUUAUGAUGUUAAGAAAGACUUACACAGAAAUUAAUAAAACACAGUGCCAGCUUUAUCAUCCUGAUAAAGACAAUUCUGAAUUGUAUGGAAGGUUUAGCAUCAUCAGAUUUGUGUUUGGCUUUUUGGUUCCUCUCAUAUGCAUCACAACAUGUUACGGAUUCAUCGCACGCAAGUUAGGAAGGAGUCAUUUUCACUCUGGACGAGCGUUUCGUAUCAUGUUAGCUGUAAUCGUGGCCUUUUUUCUGUGCUGGCUGCCAUUUCACAUAUUGCGUUUGAUAAUCAUGUAUAGAAAGAAACCAAGUCGCUUGGUGGCUUCAGCAGUGUAUCCGUUGUCCGUCUCUUUGGCGUAUUUCAACAGCUGUCUGAACCCCAUUCUGUAUGUUUUCAUGGGGCAGGAUUUUAAGAGCAAUGUUAAACUUUCUCUAAGACGUGUUUUUGAAAGAGUUUUCUCUGAGGAGGGAACACAAGCAUCACAAUCCACACAGCCUCAACACACACACUCAGUGUAGUGAAGAUAUCAGCUCAUUUAUACUAUAUAUACUGUACAUGAGUUUUCUGAUUGAUUUUUAUUGCUAUUUUAAUAAUGUUCUAAUUAUUUCUUUUUAAAUUCAUCAACCCGAAGUCAGCAAGUCAUCUUACUCUUAUUAAU